CCCAUCCGGGAGUACAUCAUGGGCCAUGUGCGGCACCCGCGGAAUGUGAAGAAGAUCAAAGGGAACCUGCUGUGGUACCGGCACCUCGAGGAGAUUCAGCGAGGGGCGGGGUCAAGCACACCAUAUAUGGAAGUGCAUGAGGCCUUGGAGCAGGUAAGGGCGGAGCUUAAAGUGAUGGGCGAGGCCGGGGCAGCGGUGCUGGAGCUGGGUGAGUUGACUGGGGGUUUCCUUGUAGAAGAGGAACUGGGGGCGGAGCGUCGCCGAGGGGCGGAGCUUCGCGCCCUGGGGGCGGAGUCGGCGCAGGAGGGGCUGUGGCUGCGGAGGGAGCUGGCCCAGAUAAGCUCCGCCCACUCGAAGGGGUAUCCCAAAAUCAGCCCUGACCUUGACCCCAACCCUGACCCUGAUGCUCAGCCCCCUAUGAAGACCCUCAUCCAGGACUGCUGGGUGGAUGUGGGGGGACUCUGGGAUCUCCACUCCUUGGCUUCCCGCCUGUCCCCCCUGAAGCUCCGGCUCCUCCAGCUGCCGGUGGAGAUCCCGCAGCGCCUGGAGGGGGACCCCAAAGCCCAGCAGGCUGCCAGGUCGAUGCUGGAGGCCGCAGGGCUCUCAGGGGCUCGGGACGCCCUGAUCAAGCAGGUCCUGGAGCUACGGGGCAGCCCCAUGGACUCCCCAGAAGCUGCCCUGGGGCCACUGAGGAGGCAGCUGCAGGAGGGGAAGCAGUCCCGCCGCUGGAUCCAGCUCCGGGCGCAGCUGUGCCCCCUGCAGGCCCAGGCCCGAGGAGCUGUGCGGCUCCCCCCAGGGCUGCAGGGGGAAGGGCAGCGGCUGCAGGUAGCGCUGAGCAUGCUGGGAAAGGAGAGAGUGCCCCUCCCCCCGAGCCCCGCCCACUACCCACUGCAGCCAAUCAGACCUGCCCUAGGAAUGGCAGAGAGUGAGCCCCCACAGGGGGCGCUGUUGCGGGCGGCAGUGCUGCAGGGGGAGCUGGAACAGCUGCAGGAGGUGAGGUCAGCACAAGGGGCGUGGUCAGCGCAAGGGGCGGGACCCGGGAAGCCCCGCCCACCCCGCGCACCCGCGGAGGGCGUGGCCAUCGCCGAGCUCCUCCCCCAGCUGCAGGCGCUGUCCAUUCGGGUCCAGCAGUACCUCGAGGGCUGGCCCCACCUCCAGGACGUCAUCAGCCAAUGGUGGGAGCAGCCGGCUCAGUGGAUACCAGCCACCCCCCCCAGCAACAUCCCCUUCUCCCAUUGGCUGAAGCGCUGGUCCCAGGCCACCCGUAUCCUAAACUUGCACCGCCCCCUCCCCUUAGCGCCGCCCACCAGCGACAAGGAAGGGCGUGACCAGAGCAAGCCCCACCCCUGA
Pezoporus flaviventris is the source of this 1350-nucleotide messenger RNA. RefSeq lists its product as uncharacterized. The record is from RefSeq and is a predicted model, not a curated record. Gene Ontology annotation, cellular component: centrosome; HAUS complex. Gene Ontology annotation, biological process: centrosome cycle; spindle assembly. Lineage: Eukaryota; Metazoa; Chordata; Aves; Psittaciformes; Psittacidae.